Molecule: messenger RNA, 739 nt
Organism: Marmota flaviventris (yellow-bellied marmot)
Lineage: Eukaryota; Metazoa; Chordata; Mammalia; Rodentia; Sciuridae
Gene: Selenom
Product: selenoprotein M
Cellular component (GO): endoplasmic reticulum lumen
Molecular function (GO): oxidoreductase activity
Source: RefSeq, a predicted model, not a curated record
CGGGCGGGGCGGGGCCUCUGUUGGAGACCCUGCCAGUUUGCGGGCCCAGACGUGGCGCAGUGGCCGGGUGGUUGGCCUCCAGCCUGCAGAUCAUCAGCUGGGUACCGAUGAGCUUCCUGCUGCUGCCGCCGCCGGUGUUGCUGCUUCUUGCGGCGCUUGUGGCCCCAGCCACCACCGCCACCACCUACCGGCCGGAUUGGAACCGUCUGCGCGGCCUGGCCCGGGCCCGGGUAGAGACCUGUGGAGGAUGACAGCUGAACCGCCUAAAGGAGGUGAAGGCAUUCGUCACUCAGGACAUUCCAUUCUACCACAACCUGGUGAUGAAACACCUCCCUGGGGCCGACCCCGAGUUGGUGCUGCUGGGCCGUCGCUAUGAGGAACUAGAGCGCAUCCCACUCAGUGAAAUGACCCGCAAGGAAAUCAACGAGCUGGUGCAGGAACUCGGCUUUUAUCGCAAGGCUGCGCCGGAUGCGCAGGUGCCUCAGGAGUACCUGUGGGCGCCGGCUAAACCCCCCGGGGAAGCUUCUGACCGCGCCGACCUGUAGGUCCGGAGGUGCGGCGGGGCUGGGGCCACCCUGCCAGAGUCCCGGAGACCGAAUGAAGCGCUCAGCAUCCCGGGAGCGCCUCCCUUGCUGAGGGCCGACACCUCGUCUCCGAGCCAGCAGAAGUGGGGUGGGGGAGGUUCUUCCUAGCCCCCUUUUCUUCCCUCCUCAGCUCCACUAAAUUUCUUCCACCUUAA